AACUACAGCGGCUGCGGGUAUUUAACCUAUUUACCGUCGAAUGUUUUAAUGCGUUUAAAUUGUUUUUAGUUAGAUUGACUGUGAAUCAGUUCACGAAGUGGGGGUUGAAAUGAUACGUGAGAAGGGUGGAGAAAUAAAAACGAACCAAACUCUCUCCGCUCUCUGAAUGGAUGACGUGUUCCAUCAGGUCCUCCUCGCUGCUUUUCCUGCUCGGUGUAAACAGUGAGCGGUUCGGCUUCUCCGCCUUAAAACAUGUCGAAAGUAACGUUCAAAAUCACGCUGACGUCGGAUCCCCGGUUACCGUACAAAGUAUUAAGUGUGCCCGAAAGCACGCCUUUCACAGCGGUGCUGAAGUUCGCAGCGGAAGAGUUUAGAGUGCCUGCCGCUACCAGCGCCAUUAUCACGAAUGAUGGCAUCGGAAUCAAUCCAGCACAGACAGCAGGAAACGUAUUUCUAAAACACGGAUCAGAGCUUCGCAUCAUUCCACGAGACAGAGUCGGAGCAGGCCGCUGUCCAACGAGUAUCUGACUCUUCUGAGAUUGCUCUUCACCUCAGAUGACUGACCUGCCUGUGUAUUUAUUGUCUGGCCCUGAGCUGUCAAAACCUGCGCCUCAUAACAGCCUCAGCAGCAGCAGCAGGUACAAAUCUCCCUGCCUCGUGGACAUCUACAGUCAGCCCCCCCCUCAGCCUUUUGAUUUAUGCUUUCUGGACACUUUGCUUGCAAUAUAUUUCACUUUGCCCACUAUUACAAAUGACCACAAGUCCUUCUAGCCACCUAGCAAUUUUAGCUGUGUCACAUCUUCCACAGUUUUGUAAUGUUGUAUAUUUUUUUAUACUACAUUCUCGAUGUAAAAUGUUCAUUUGCAGUAUUUUAGAAGUAAUCAUGUCUGCAUUGGGUCAGUAUAUCUGGACUUUUAGCCAUUUGGUCAGAUUUUAUUUUAUAGUUGUUUUGCAGCUCUUUGCAAACGAUCCACUUGUCCUCACCUCCAAAACUACCUGGACUGAUAUCAGAAACCUCUUCAAAACUGCAGUUUAUCAGGCAAAGACAAAACCCUCUGUAUUUUACAGUGCUUUAGCUUCAUCAUCCAACUGCAAGGUGUUUACAGGGGGUUUUGUUUAAGCUUUACAACCGAAUAACGGCUAGAAGGCAUAAGAAAGAUUGCCAGUUUUCCACUGCUUAAAAAAAAACAACUGUCAAAAACGGAGAUCUUAUGCCAGUGACACAUUAUAAGCUGCAUGGCUUGUAUUUUGCCCACGGCGGUUCUUAGGAUGCCGUUCGCUGGCUGUUGGAGAUACAGUAAAUAAUGCAAACGUCUGUGUGAUGAACUGAAGAAGCCUGCUCGUACUGUAACGGUGUUUCCCCAUAAGAUCACCUUGGCUAGUUUGAACUGUUUGACAAAUACAGUAGGGAACGUAAAACUAAAAACUGGUCAUCGUGUGAAAAAUGGUUCUUCUAAUACACAUCUUUCUUUCCCUUAGUAUUCAAUUCUAAUGCUAUACACAGCUAACAGUCUCUCUUUGUAAAGUGGCUUUUGUCUGCAAGUCAAAGUCCCCCUACACUGGCUCUGUUUCACUGUAUGACAAAUAUAUUGUGGCAAAUAAAACUAUAAAUAAAACCUACUUGUU
Messenger RNA from Colossoma macropomum (tambaqui), 1626 nucleotides. RefSeq names its product ubiquitin-fold modifier 1 (gene ufm1). Bases 253 to 528 code for a protein of 91 amino acids. Gene Ontology annotation, cellular component: cytoplasm; nucleus. The transcript has 6 exons. NCBI's taxonomy places the organism in Eukaryota, Metazoa, Chordata, Actinopteri, Characiformes, Serrasalmidae. Gene Ontology annotation, biological process: protein K69-linked ufmylation. The record is from RefSeq and is a predicted model, not a curated record.